Molecule: messenger RNA, 3054 nt
Organism: Rhinichthys klamathensis goyatoka
Lineage: Eukaryota; Metazoa; Chordata; Actinopteri; Cypriniformes; Leuciscidae
Gene: cdcp1b
Product: CUB domain containing protein 1b
Exons: 9
Coding region: 401-2974 (857 amino acids)
Source: RefSeq, a predicted model, not a curated record
AGAAUGAUGUUUGUCAAUCUAAUAAACUUGAAAAAUCACAGACGUUGAAGCGAGUGGAUUUUGUGCCCGAAGAAAAUGAAAGGAUUAAUCUUAUUUGUGUGCCUCUAAAGUCAGAUCUCUUGGAUUUAUCACUUUAAAUAUUCGCGUCAUGUGAGUUAAACUGUUUCUUGAAUUAUAAUUCAAUCGCAUUUCUCAGCUGUUGUAAUGAUGCUGAACACAAGUUUGGACAGGUAAGCUGCGCGCGCACACGCCCUUCUGCGUGCACAACAGGUCCCAGAAUCAGGAAGCGCCCGUGCGGUCAGACUAACUCAAUCCACCAUGCACGAUUAACGGAUUUAAAUCAAACGAUUUUUAAAACACAAACACAUAUUUUGGAAAGUUUAGGAACCUCUGAAGGGGAAUGAUGGGCUCGUGUGUGGUUCCUGUGCUCAUUGGAUUGAUUUUACUGCAGAUCUACAAAAUCUCAGAAUGUCAUAAAAUUGAGGUGACUCCUGACCCUGGCACCGAGGUACUCUUCAGAAAGAAGCAAGGUCAGGGUCUGGACUGUAAUGUGUGUAAGGAUGAAGGUCUGUCUCAGACCUGUAACUCCGACCUGGACCUCACUGAAGCUCGGCCCACCAACGUGACUUUCAACUGCUCUCAGCCGGGCGACGUCUUUACUGUGGAGAUCAACCAAAAAAUCGAUUGUUCGUCGACAGCCUGCAGCAACAUUGCAGUGCAUCCGGAUUCGACCCGAUUCCUGGAGUUCAGCAGAAGCUUCAACUGGGAUCUGAAGGUUCAACCAAACGAGAUGUUUCAACUGAACUUUCCAGCUCCAGGAAUGAGACAGAUCAAGCCUUCAGAAUCCUGUCCAGACAAACACACCUACACCAUCAUUACAUACCAGCGAUCGGGUCCGAACUCCAUCGGCACGUUUUGUCGGAACGGUACCAUCAGUCGUAUCCAGGCCUUGUUUAAAGGACGUGUGUCUCUGGAGGUUCCCAAAGACACAGACCUGAACCCAUCUGACUUCAAAGUGUCCAGAGGACCAGAUACAAAAGUAUUGGUUGUGGUGGACGUCAAGCUGCCCAGAGGACUGUCAUCUACUGAUUUCUUCACACCACAUUACGGCAAAGGCCACUACAAUGCAGGAAAAAUUCAAUGGAACUUUGCUGUUGAGCCAAUGCAAAAUUUCACAGUUCUCUUUCAACAUUACACUCCACCAGAAUGCCUAAAUGAUAAGGUCUCGGUUGAUUAUACACUGGGGGACAAGACUUCAUUCACAAAGGGACCAACGGACGUUCAGCCGACCAAUAAACAGGGAGAUUUCAGCCUGACUCUUAGCAGUUGUGAAGCAAAAGCCAAUGUUCUUGGACUUUCUUUGAACAUAAACGUGGCAGUGUUCAGGGGUGGGAUACCAUAUCUUUGCACUGUGGAUCUCCGGAAUGAGGAGGGAUUGAGCCUGCAAAUAGAAAAUAAAAACCCAGAAUCGUACUGUGAAAUGAGCUUGAACUCUGUGGCGCAGGAGAGAAUAGUGGUUCCUGCGGGCACCAAAGCUGACCUGUCCUUCCUCGACUGCCCCGUGCAGGACCUGCAGCUGACGGCCACCAAAACCAUCGAUUGUCCGAGUGCAUCUUCUCGUGCCACCAGCGGGACGUCCCUCACUAUUCCCACGCUGGACCCCAGUCUGCACGUUCCCCUCCAUCAGUUCACCUGGCUGCUCCGUGUGCUCGAUCAAGGCACCGUGGACCUCACGUCCCCUAGCCAAAACCUGCACCAGUCUGUCCCAGACAAGGAGUGUAACGAGAGAGUCUCUCUGCUGAUCUCUGAGACUGACGGGUCCAGCGUCGGCCAGUUCUGCUCUCUGCCUGAAGGCACCAUCCAAAAAAUCCAAAUCAAAGGGAACGUUUCCAUUACCGUAACUCCUAAAACGAUAAAAGACCUGAGCCAGGAGAAAGGACCUUUCUUUAAAGUCGCCAUGAGUCCAGAGAUCACUGAGAAUGUAAUCUACACCGUAUCUCCAUUGGUUUCGGGAUCCAUGUACCUCCCGACGCCCAACUGGCCCGAUGGCAUGAACCCUUCCUCGUCCGUCACGUGGAUCGUCAGCGUUCCUCAAGAGCACAAGGCCGAGCUGCAGCUCACCAACGUCAGCCAGCCCGUGUGCGACUCGGGCCACACAGAGGUGGCGGUCAGACCGCUGGACCCACAAGGCCGAAUGCAGUCCUGGAGAGAAGAUCAGAGUUUCGACAACACCGUCAUCCAACAGCAGAGCUUCUACCUGAACAUGUCCAACUGCGAUCCCAAGAGCGGACGCUUCGCUGUGCUCUCUAAGGUCACUCUGCACAAGGAAACCAAGAACUUCCUGAGCAUUAUCUUGGCCGUAGUCGGGGUUCUGGUUUUGCUGCUAAUCAUCACACUUAUAGUUGUGUGCGUCAUUCGAAAGAAAAACAAACCUAAGACCAAUAGGUCCUCCAUCUUUUUGCCCAGAGGGAAACCUUUCCUUCCGGGUAACGCCACCUUCCCAAAAUCCAGAGCAGACAAUGAGUCCCACGUCUACGCCUCCAUUGAUGACCCAACAAUGUACGGACAAUUUGGGGACAAGAACCAGCCUUCAGAGGUCGACAACGGAGCCUGGAGCAACGGACAUCAGGUGGACGCGUACCGUCCGUUCACGGGACCCUCGGACUCAAUCCCGUCGGCUAAGGAUUCGUCCGCUGAAUAUUCGAUAGAAGGCAGAGGAGGAGAUGGAGAUGCAUAUCAGCCUUUCCUAAAGCCGCCCAACACCUUUAAUCUCCAGAGGCCUCGUACGCCACUGGUAUCACAGGGAAGCUUAGGAUUCGAAGAUCGUAGGAUGAUAGAUAACGAGCUGCACACUUUCAAGAGUUUCGGGGAUAUAAAUCCCAUUCGCCUGUCUGCCGACGAAUCCAGACUACAACCACGAAUGGAAUCGGACACUGAUUCCAAUACUGAGCCGGAAUACGAGGAGGCAAUUUGAGGAUAAAGCCGGAUGCGGAGUGGAUUCACAUGAUGAUUCGACUGCUCAAACCGCUAAAAUUUUAUUGGGGGAGCAGAAAA